UAUUUUUCUCAUUGUUUUGUAGCUAUGACACCACUUGAAAUGAACAAUCAGACAGAUGUCACUGAAUUCAUCUUCUUGGGAUUUUCCAACCACCCCAAACUACAGGGCUUGUUUUUCCUAGUUUUCUUGCUCAUUUACCUGACAACACUCCUGGGGAACAUGCUCAUUAUAACAGCCACUAGAAUCAGUCCUGCUCUCCACACUCCAAUGUAUUAUUUCCUCAGCAACCUGAGUUUCUUGGACAUCUGUUAUACAUCCACCACCAUCCCCGUCAUGCUGGUGAACUUCUUCCGGGAGAAGAAGACCAUCUCAUAUGAGGGCUGCCUCUCCCAGAUUUUCUUCCUCGUCACAUGUGCUGGCACUGAAUGUGUCUUAUUGGCCACUAUGGCUUAUGAUCGCUAUGUAGCCAUUUGCCACCCUCUUCAAUAUCCCGUCCUCAUGCGUGUGAAGGUCUGUAUUUUUUUGGUGACUGGGUCCUGGCUGUGUGGGCUGGUGAAUUCUGUGAUACACACAGUGCUGGCAGCCACCCUGACUCUCUGUGGGCCCAACCAAAUCAGCCACUUUCUCUGUGACAUUCCUCUGCUCCUGAAGCUCUCCUGUUCAGACACCUCUCUCAAUGAGUCUGUGCUUCAUGUGGCCAGUGCCACCAUUGGCUUGAGCCCCUGUCUGUUUACUGGAGUGUCCUACAUACUCAUCAUUUCUUCCAUUCUUAGGAUUCCCUCUGCUCAGGGCAGGAGCAAGGCCUUCUCUACCUGUGCAUCCCACCUCACUGUGGUGGUGGUCUUUUAUGGAACAGCCAACUUUAACUAUGACAGACCCAGAGAAGGUUACUCCCUAGACAUGGAUAUUCUGGUUUCUGUGCUCUUCUGUGUUAUGACUCCCAUGUUGAACCCCAUCAUAUACAGCCUGAGAAACAAGGAGGUCAAGGGUGCUCUGAGGAAGCUGGCUGCAGGGUAUAUGAUCCCUGGCAAUAUUAAUGUCUAG
Molecule: messenger RNA, 984 nt
Organism: Neofelis nebulosa (Clouded leopard)
Lineage: Eukaryota; Metazoa; Chordata; Mammalia; Carnivora; Felidae
Product: olfactory receptor 5V1-like
Exons: 1
Coding region: 25-984 (319 amino acids)
Biological process (GO): G protein-coupled receptor signaling pathway
Cellular component (GO): membrane
Molecular function (GO): G protein-coupled receptor activity; olfactory receptor activity
Source: RefSeq, a predicted model, not a curated record